Molecule: messenger RNA, 7476 nt
Organism: Exophiala aquamarina CBS 119918
Lineage: Eukaryota; Fungi; Ascomycota; Eurotiomycetes; Chaetothyriales; Herpotrichiellaceae
Product: alpha-1,3-glucan synthase
Exons: 2
Coding region: 1-7476 (2491 amino acids)
Biological process (GO): fungal-type cell wall (1->3)-alpha-glucan biosynthetic process
Cellular component (GO): fungal-type cell wall
Molecular function (GO): alpha-1,3-glucan synthase activity
Source: RefSeq, a predicted model, not a curated record
AUGUCCGCUCUUUUGCUUUUUCUUUACGCCCUCUUUUUCACGAUCUCAAGCGCAUUCCGUUAUGACGAAGCGUAUGUGCAAUACAACUUGAAUGAGAACAAAACCGCAACCGAUCCACUCGAUUACUGGGGAGAAUGGACGGGCCACACAUAUACUCCUUCACCAGAGAACUGGAGAUUCCCCUGGUACACGUUAUUUCUCGACAGAUUCGUGAAUGGGGAUCCUACCAAUGAUAACAUUAAUGGUACAACCUUUGAACAUGACACCAAUUCGAAUCAGAUGCGUCAUGGUGGUGAUCUCCAAGGUUUGGUCGACACAUUGGAUUAUUUGCAAGGUAUGGGCAUAAAGGGCCUGUACAUCGCUGGUUCCCCGUUCAUCAAUAGUCCUUGGGGAUAUGACCAGUAUUCACCGCUAGACCUUUCUAUCCUCGACCAACACUUUGGCAACAUUCAGAUGUGGAGAACAGCCAUCCAAGAAAUACAUGCGAGAAACAUGUAUGUUGUUCUGGACAAUACAUUUGCGACCCUUGGAGAUUUGAUUGGUUUCGACGGCUACCUAAACGCAACCACCCCUUUCCGCCUCGAUGAACAUGAAGUGCAGUGGAAAUCCGGUCGUCAAUAUUACGAUUUCAGCAUUGGAAACGAAUACAAUAAGACUUGUGAAUACCCCAAAUUUUGGCUCGAGACAGGAUAUCCCGUCGACGAAGAAGUAACCAAGGAGAUGGUCGGUUGCUAUGACAGUGACUUUGAUCAGUACGGCGACACCGAAGCCUUCGGUGUCUUCCCGGAUUGGCGCCGUCAACUUUCGAAGUUCGCUUCCGUCCAGGAUCGUCUACGUGAAUGGCAUGAGCCUGUCCGUCGCAAGUUAGAAAACUUUUAUUGCAUGUUAAUUGCCCAGCUCGACAUUGAUGGUUACCGAUAUGACAAGGCGACGCAGAGCACCGUCGAUGCUAUGGGAUUCAUGAAUGAUGCAAUGCGUCAAUGUGCUCGACGUCACGGCAAAGAGAACUUCUUUCUGCCCGGAGAAAUUACAGGUGGGAACGUCUUUGGCAGUCUGUUUAUCGGCAGAGGCCGGCAACCAGACAUGCUUCCGGACAAUUUGACCGCCGCCGUCACCAUGACCAACAAUUCUGACGACAAAUACUUUCUUCGAGCCCCAGAACAUGGAGGUCUUGAUGCUGGUGCAUUCCAUUAUACCGUUUAUCGAACGCUCACCCGAUUUCUCGGUAUGGAUGGAAAUCUUGAAGCAGGUUAUGAUGCACCUCCCAACUGGGUGGAUAUGUGGAAUGAUUUCUUGCUAACCAAUGAUUUCGUCAACCCCAACACCGGCAAAUUCGAUCCUCGACAUAUGUUCGGAGUAACAAAUCAGGAUGUGUUCAGAUGGCCUGCCAUUACCAACGGUGUCCGGCGACAGCUGCUGGGACAUUUCGUGACCACUAUCGAACUUCCCGGCGCGCCACUCCUUUUGUGGGGCGAGGAACAGGCUUUCUACGUCCUCGAUAACACUGCAUCCAACUACAUCUUUGGUCGGCAAGCGAUGUCUUCGGCAACAGCUUGGCAGACGCAUGGAUGUUACAGUCUUAGCUCUACACAGUAUUACAGAAUGCCCUUGGAUGCUGCCCUUAAUGGAUGCCACGAUGAUUCUGUGUCUUUUGAUCACAGAGACCCAUCGCACCCCGUUCGCAACAUCAUCCAUCACAUGAACCAGCUCCGCGAUCAAUUCCCAGUGCUUCAAGAUGGUUUCUUUUUGCAGCAGUUGUCGAAUCAGACUCAGCAAGUCCAAUAUCCCGGUUCCAAUAAAGUGACCACGGAAACUGGAAUGUGGUCAGUCCUUCGAUCAAUCUUCCCGGAGCACCAAGAUCUGAGCGGAGCAGGGGCCGGGAAUCUUCCCGUAUGGCUGUUGUACUCGAAUACCAAUGAUUCGAGAACUUGGGAAUUUGACUGCAGCAACAAUGAUACAGCUCUGAACACGACAAGUUUGAUUGCUCCCUACGAUGCUGGUACUACUGUGAAGAAUCUUUUCCAUCCUUACGAUGAGCACACUUUGAUCGAGAGUGUUCAUUCGCUGGGCAUUAACGGGAGUGAUCAGCCAAAUGGCUGCCUAGCAAAAUUGAGCAUGGAAGCAUACGACUAUCGUGCAUAUGUACCCAUCAGCCAAUGGGUUGGCCCCAAACCUAUGAUCACCAAAUUUAGCCCUGGCCAUGACGCCCGUAUACAUUCCACCGUUGCUCCCAAUGGCACCGAAUCUGUCGCAGUCGAAUUACAGUUCUCUGUGGAGAUGAAUUGCGAAAGUGUCACCAACAGCAUCAUGCUCAAUUCAACCACUGAAACUGGACUCAGUCCUACAAUUGACGCUGCCAGCGUCAAUUGCACCGUUAUGAGUACUCCUGAAACUCUGGAUUACGUGGGUGCCAUUUCCUCGACAUGGUCGUGGUCUGCGCGAUUGAAUGGAGUUGCCAAUGGAAUCCAUGCAAUUACUGUACGAAAUGCCACUACUGAGGGAGGUGAGCAGUAUACCAAUGCCGUGGACAAGUUCCUCUUCAGGAUUGGUCAACUUGACAACCCCAUAGUCUUCACCAGAAGCGCGAAUUACUCGUCCACUCUUUUCAGCAAGAAUGAUAACGGCUCGUUGAUCCUCUCCCACUCUGCUGCUGGUGCCGACCAGUGGCGAUAUUCGACCAAUUGGGGUUCUUCAUUCUCGAAUUGGCUACCAUAUGAAGGUGGUGAGACUCAGAUCGAAGAACAACCUUGGUCUGGGACAAAUCUGCAGAAUUGGAAAGGUACCCACGUACGAGUCGAGUAUUUCAGUCGUUUUGCUGGUAGUAGCGACCACAUUCAACAGGCCGACCUGGACUCUCAUACUCCUAGGCGAUUCCCUCACUUGUUCCUUAAUGGGCCUUACAAUCAAUAUGGUUUUGACGCGGGCCUUGACAACGAAAUGAAGCUGACGGACAACUCAACAUGGGAGCAUCAUUUCAUGACAGAAUGGAGUCUCUCGGGUACUCUAGCACAAGUCAAUGUAUGGGGUAUCAAUCCCGAUGGUCAACCCGAUCAGACCUACGUCCUGGGCGACGCAGAUGGAGAUUCAGUUCUUGAUAGACUGCCACCAUCUUCACUCUCAUCAGUCGUUCUCAACAUCACCCAACCACCACCAAAGCCUCAUUUGGGCUGGCGUAUUGUUAUCAAUGAUGGUACUAUGCGGUUCGCUCUCCAACCUUCUGGAAACAUGUACAACCAGAUGAUUCUGUAUAUCCUCUUAUGGAUCGUACCAGUUUUCAUGGCCGCAGUGGCUGUCUGGGCCUUCAUGCAGUCAUUCUACAGUGUCAAGUUUAACGAAAUUGGUAUUUCAGAGAAGGCCAGCUUGAUCCCGGCCAUAUUCAAAAAGCAUUUCAAGAAACUCGCCGAUGAAGAAACCGGUCCUGGUAUCGUGGGCAAAUUCACCCGCAAAGAGAAGUUUCUACAGCCGACAGACACCGUGAUCAACCAAGAAAGACGGCGGACAGUGAUCAUCGCUACAAUGGAGUAUGAUAUAGAAGACUGGCAAAUCAAGAUCAAAAUUGGCGGUCUGGGUGUCAUGGCUCAGUUGAUGGGGAAGAAUCUCGGACACCAAGAUCUCAUUUGGGUUGUACCUUGCGUUGGUGGUGUUGAUUAUCCUGAAGAUCAAACAGCGGAACCAAUGACCGUGACGAUCCUGGGAAAGCCAUACGAGGUGCAAGUCCAAUACCACGUCCUGCGAAACAUCACUUACGUCUUGCUGGAUGCCCCUGUGUUCCGACAGCAAACCAAAAGCGAGCCAUAUCCACCCAGAAUGGACGAUCUCUCGUCUGCAAUCUACUACUCUGCCUGGAAUCAGUGCAUAUCUCAGGCCAUCAACAGGUUCCCGGUGGAUCUCUACCACAUCAACGAUUACCAUGGCUCAGUUGCACCAUUAUAUCUUCUUCCAAGGACAAUUCCUGCAUGUCUGUCGCUUCACAAUGCUGAAUUCCAAGGUCUAUGGCCCAUGAGAACCAAGCGUGAACGAGAAGAAGUGUGCUCUGUUUUCAAUCUUUCUUCCGAGCUCGUACAACGCUACGUUCAGUUCGGCGAAGUGUUCAAUCUUUUGCAUGCUGGUGCUUCAUACCUCAGGGUUCAUCAACAAGGGUUUGGAGCAGUUGGCGUCUCAAAGAAAUAUGGCAAGCGAUCUUAUGCUCGAUACCCGAUCUUUUGGGGCCUCAAGAAGGUUGGCAAGUUGCCCAACCCAGACCCUUCUGACACAGGUGAAUGGGAUAAGAAGCUUCCAAAGCAAGAGGAUAUUCGGAUCGAUCCUGUGUUCGAAGCGGCACGCCCUGAACUGAAGAGACAGGCACAAGAAUGGGCUGGACUUGAGCAAAAUCCCCGAGCAGAACUCUUUGUCUUUGUCGGCCGCUGGUCGAUGCAAAAGGGUAUUGAUUUGAUUGCGGACGUCUUCCCAUCGGUCCUCGAAGCCAAUCCAAAUGUGCAACUGAUUACCAUAGGACCAGUCAUCGAUCUAUAUGGCAAGUUCGCAGCCAUGAAGUUGGACAAGAUGAUGAAGCUAUAUCCAGGAAGAGUAUUCUCCAAACCCGUAUUCACAGCCCUGCCACCCUUCAUCUUCUCUGGUGCAGAAUUUGCCCUGAUACCCUCCAGAGACGAACCAUUUGGUCUUGUCGCUGUCGAAUUUGGUCGCAAAGGAGCUCUUGGAGUCGGUGCCAGGGUUGGUGGUUUGGGUCAAAUGCCUGGCUGGUGGUACACUGUUGAGAGUGUCUCCACCGUGCACCUCAUCCACCAAUUCAAGCAGGCCAUUGAAGAGGCUCUGAGUUCUAAGUCUGAUGUUCGAGCCCUGAUGAGGGCGCGCAGCAGCUUACAGAGAUUUCCUGUUGCAAGUUGGGUUGAAGACCUCGAGAUCCUGCAAUCCACAGCAGUCAAGAUCCACGACAAGGUCGAAGCGUCAAAAAGGCAUCUCGCGACAGGAGAAAUGAUGCGACCAAUUUCUGGUCGGACGACCCCAGCUAUGUCCGGUGCUGCCACUCCAUCGGGAUGGCAGACUCCUGUAUUUGGUCAAUCCAAAGCUGCGACCCAUGCCGCACUGUCUUCUCUUGCUGCGCGUUUGAAGCAUAUUGGCCACAAUCGUGAGCAAAGCCAUGAUAACUCUUCCAAUACAGCAACUGGUCUUUCACGGUCCGCUUCACUCGGCUCUCGACGAGGGCCUGGCCAUAUCACUGUCCAUGAUCAUCACGAGGGCGAAGAAUCCAGUACUCCAACAAUACUUCCUCCAGUGCCCGAUGUGGAAGGCGAUGAUACUGGACUCGGCACCGCUGUAAUGAGGUAUGGUGAAGGGACAGAUCACGCUUCUGAUCAAGAAGACAGUAAUUUCGAGGACGAUGAUGAAGAUGACCACAUUACCAUGCCAACGCAGACCCGUGGCCGUUACGAACGUGUUCCGGCCAACGGUGACGGACCAAUCACACCUCCCUGGGACAGAACUUUUGGUUUCUCUAGAACGCCCGGACUGGAAUUGGCCCAAUACCCUAAGCAAAGACCCAGCCCUUAUGGCAGUCCUUCGAUUCCAGGCACGCCUCAUCCUGAGCCAGAGACCGGCCUCCUUGCCCCCCCUCGGGCACUAGCAGAAGGAAACAAUCGGAUAUCCGCCUCUCCAUCGAUGCUUUCCAUCAGUUCGAUUGUGGGUGAGAAGACCGACUUCAAGCUGCAAAAGGUCGAUCCUUUCUUCACCGAUAGCAACGGCGAAUUUUCGAGAGCAUUCGAAAAGAAACUCGAAAGUCUCAACGGCAAUAAUUCAGAGUCUACUACCUGCAUUGAGGAGUUCCUUGUCAAGUCCGAGAAGACAUGGUUUACCAGCUUUCGCGACGCGAAGCUGGGUCGGCAUCAACAUACACCAAGCGCCCAGGAGUCACGGUUCACAUCCGCUGCACCCUCUAUCUAUGGAGGACAAAGUGAGCAUGAUAGUGAAGGUCAAGAACAUGACUCGAACAACCUCGCGGAUGAGUUUUUGCUUGGCAAGGACUACGUACCACCCUCAGGUGUGAGGAAUUGGAUGCAAAUCCGGAUUGGAGAUUGGCCGGUAUAUGCUUUCUUCAUGGCAUUUGGCCAGAUCAUCGCAGCCAACUCAUACCAAAUCACCCUGUUGACUGGAGAAGUAGGUCAAACAGCAUCGAAGCUGUACGUGAUCGCGUCCAUCUACCUCGCCACCUCGAUCUGCUGGUGGAUUCUCUUUCGACGGUUCAGCUCCGUUCUUUGCCUGUCACUGCCAUUCUUCUUCUAUGGCCUCGCGUUCGUCCUCAUCGGAUUGGCGCACUACGCCUCGACGGUCAGCGAAAGAGGCUGGGUUCAAAACGUGGGAACUGCAUUCUACGCCGUGGCUUCGUCAUCAGGCUCGAUUUUCUUUGCUCUGAACUUUGGCGAUGAGGGAGGUGCGCAGGUCAAAGCUUGGGUGUUCCGUGCCUGUGUCAUUCAGGGCACUCAGCAGAUCUACGUUGUGGCGCUGUGGUACUGGGGCUCGUACCUCAACAAGAGCCACAACGAUGGCUUGCUGAAAUCCUCCGAUCCUAUCACCAAUUCCUGGAAGAUUACCGCCAUCACACUCCCAAUUGCAGGCCUCCUGUGGGCCGUCGGUCUACUUAUGUGGUUCGGUCUGCCUACGUACUAUCGCCAGGCACCCGGCAAGAUGCCUAGCUUCUAUAAAAGUCUUUCCCGACGCAAGAUUGUCCUCUGGUUCUUCGCCACCGUCCUAAUCCAGAACUUCUUCCUCUCCGCUCCCUACGGCCGCAACUGGUCAUUUCUAUGGAGCAGUCCCCAUACCUCAACAUGGCAGGUGGUGGUGCUCGUUGCAGUCUUCUUCAUCGGCUUCUGGGCGGGCAUUCUCUGGAUCCUGGGCAUGCUGUCGAAAUCGCACAGCUGGAUCCUCCCUCUCUUCGCGAUUGGCCUCGGCGCACCACGCUGGGCUCAGAUCUGGUGGGCCACUAGCAAUAUCGGCCUCUAUCUCCCCUGGGCUGGCGGCUACACCACUGGAGCGCUUCUCUCGCGUGCUCUUUGGCUGUGGCUCGGCACAUUGGACGCGCUUCAGGGCGUUGGGCUGGGCAUGAUUCUCCUUGCGACUCUGACUCGCGUGCACGUUGCAUUCACCCUGAUCAUGGCACAGGUGCUCGGCUCUGUGGCCACGAUCGUUGCCAGAGCUUGUGCACCAAACAAUAUCGGACCGGGCCCCAUCAGUCCCGACAUUAGCGCCGGCUUUGGAAGUAUCUUCCAGGCGUGGUUCUGGGUCGGCCUGAUUGCCAAUUUGAGCAUUUGUGUCGGUUAUUUCAUGGUAAGUUACAUCGCCCUCAUAACUAGCUGUUUGGAAUCCUCCUUUGCUGACAUAUAUGGCAGUUUUAUCGCAAAGAACAGCUCAGCAAGCCUUGAUGAUCGUGCCUUCGAGGAAUGUGACGAUGUCAGGUGGGAUACGGAUUUCAUCGAUUCUUUAUAA